GCUAACGAGAAAGAUUGCCCUCUUGCUCAGUACACUUCGAGAAAGCCCAUUGCUGGGUGUCUCUGCGGUGUGCACGAGAAAGGGUAGUUAUUACACGCCAAAUCCCCGACUCCGUCGCGUUUACAACAUGUUAAUAAGUUUUACUCGCGUCAACAAAUCGACCAAUAUAUUCAGUGUGUUCAGUAUACGAAAGAAAAUUAAUAGUGCUAGACAUUUGUUACCCUCUUGAUCGUAAGCGGGAGCUCCCAAGCCCGCCUCUUUGGUUGUUAUACGUAUUUUUGUUUGUUUCUUCGUUAAUUUGUUCGUUCAACCUCCUGUCAAGCUACCCAUUGUGCAAUAAUAUUUAUUAUUAAUAGUCAAGAGUGAAGCAGCUGCAGAGCAGAUAAUACACAAGAAUAUCGAUAGUAUUCGGGUGUUACCUACGAAUAGAAUCGUCUUCGUCAACAGCACGAGGCCAAAGAGUGGCGCCAAGAUGCCAGGCAAGGGCUAUAGACGAGGAAAAUACGGCCACCAGCAGGGAGGGGGCAAGCGGGCCGACGCGUACGCCUCGGACGAUGACUCGCAGGGCGACGCGUGUAGCGUGACGAGCGGCCAGUCGGACAACCGUAGCCUCCUGGAGGACGUGGCGAACGACAACAACGAAGUCGACGAGAUAAGCCAACAGGAGAGCUUCGAGGAGGCGCUCAAGGAGGCGAUAGAUGGCCUCGGUCAGAAGAGCGCCAAGGGCCGGCUGGGCUGCUUCCACGGCCUCGAGAAGACCUUUGCGAUCAAGUAUGCGCCCGAGUUUGUCGAGGACCGCAAGAUGACCAUCACCGACUCGAUUGAGAGGAGCCUGCGCAAGGGCCGUGGUGACGAACAAUCCUCCGCCGCGAGACUGAGUACCUUGCUCUGCGUCCAACUGGGUGUCUUUGAGAGCGCCGAGACCGUCUGCCGGGAGGUCAAGUCCACCCUCGUACUUAUUGCCAACGACAACGCUGCCUCUGCCACCGGUAGAUCCGAGUGCUGCUGGGCCUUGGGUAUGAAUUGCUUCCUGGUCGGAGACGACCCGACCGACACCAUCGAGAUCGCCCAGCUCCUGUCCAACAUCUUUGCUGGCUCUUACCUGAAGGGCAACGGUGCUCUACCUACGGUCUCUGUCGAAAUGGCUGCCCUCCACGCCGCGGCCAUUUCAUCCUGGACCCUCCUUCUGACCAUCAUGGCACCAUCGGACGUCUACGCUCUGCUGGGUACCGAGCGGACAAACAACUUUAUGCCUCCCCUCACUCGGCUGGCCGAACUGCUACAGUCGCCUCAUUUGGACGUUCGUCUAUCCGCCGGCGAAGCUUUGGCUGUGAUUUUCGAGCUCGGGCGCGAAUACGAUGAAGACUUUGAGCAGGAGUGGACGCUAGACUUGAUUGAUAUUCUCAAGGACUUGGCCACGGACUCCAACAAAUUCCGAGCCAAGAAAGAUCGCAAGCAGCAGCGCGCCAAUUUCAGAGAUAUUCUACACUACAUUGAAGAGGGCGACAUUCCAGAAACACACAUUAGAUUUGGAUCUGAGACGCUUUAUCUCGAGGGCUGGUGCGCACGAACGCAGUACAACGCGUGUUGUCGAUUGCUCGGCCCGGGCAUAAACGUACAUCUCGCCGACAACUUUUUAUUGCGUAAAAUUUUCCAUCUCGGUGACAAAGUCAUUGAACCGGUCGCAGCGUCACGAAAAACUAGCAAAUUGAAGAGAACAAUGAACGCAGCAGCAUUCAAAGCCCGUACAGUUCAGAGGAGUAAAGCUCGGGACAAGCGCUCAGCUGCCUUUGCUAUAUGAAUUAUUCGGUAAUAAUUUCCGUGUUAUUUAAUUUCAUUUAAGGUGUUUCAAACCAGCCGUGUAAUAUAUAAUUUAUUUCAUUUUUCGAGCAAGGAAUAAUAUUUUAUUUUAUUGGUUUUUGUCUGUCUCUUGGUAUUUAAAAAUCAUUUAGAAUGUUUAGUGCCAUUGUAGUGACCAUUUUAUAAUUUUCACGAAUUGAAGUGAAUAGAAAAUUGAUUUAAAAGAAAUACUUGAUCGAACCUCGUAACUGCCGAAGUUGUCGUUUUCUUUUCAAGUCUAGCAUAAUAAAUGAUGAUAUUUACUACUUUUGUAAACUUGACAUACACGUAUUUGUGUAUAUAAUUUGUUGUAUAUAUAUACAUAUAAUGAGUUGCAAUUUUUAAAACCUAGAUAGAUUUGUUUAACCGCACAUUGGCGAUAUUAUAGUUAAUUUGCUUGCAAAGAAGCAAAUUUGUUUUCUUAUAUAUACUAGAAAAAUUGACAUUGAUUAUUGCAUUGUCUUGUAUUUAUUUUAAAAACAUAUCCGGCAUUUACACGUCAAGUAUAGUUUAUAAAAUGAAAAAUAUACUUGUAUAAUAAACUUGGUACACCACGA
Copidosoma floridanum is the source of this 2396-nucleotide messenger RNA. RefSeq names its product Interferon-related developmental regulator 1. The record is from RefSeq and is a predicted model, not a curated record. Lineage: Eukaryota; Metazoa; Arthropoda; Insecta; Hymenoptera; Encyrtidae.